AUCAUUUCAAUACUCGUCUCCUCUCCUCUCCUCUCCUCUCCUCUCAAACCUUAUCCAUCCAUCGUCUCUGCAACUUCAGAUCGAAUCCAAUUAAACAAACUUACCAGGCAGCUCAGUUGCAGUAGAGUGGAGUUGAUUGGAUGCCACCAUGUUUAUGCUCCUUCAAUCCUCCACCCUCACCAUCUAUCUCAAGCUUCAUCUCCUCCCCCGCUCAUACUGCAACACUAAACCUCAACCUCCCCCUCCGCGACCUCAGCAAAAUCCAUGGCCACCUCAUCAAAACAGGCCUCAUCCACCACCACCCCAUCGCCGCUAGCCGCCUCAUCCGAGCCUACUCCCGCACCCCCCUCCCUCACCUCGCAAUCCACCUCUUCGUCCAACUGCUUCUCGCCGGCGCCGCCUCCGCCCGCCCCGACCGCCUCCCCUACCCCUCCCUCUUCUCCGCCUAUUCUCACUCCGCCCCGCCCCACGGCGGAGCUCAGCUCCACGCCACAGUCCUUAAGCUCGGCUUCAGCUCCGACCCUUUUACUCGAAACUCCGUCAUCCACAUGUACGCCAACUCUGGCCUUUUCGACAGCGCCUGGAAGAUCUUCUAUCAGGAUUCGAACAAUGUCGUCGCCUGUAAUUCAAUGAUCUUCAGCCUCGCCAAGCGCGGCCGAAUCGACGAAUCGUGGAAAUUGUUCUGCAACAUGCCUUGUCGGAACGAGGUGUCGUGGAACACCAUGAUCACUUCCUUUGUAAGAAACGGCAUGUGGAUCGAGGCGUUGGAUCUUUUCCGACGAAUGCAAAACGAAGACAUCACCGUGUCCGAACACACGCUUGUAAGCGCGCUCCACGCCUGCGCGAAACUCGGCGCAUUCGAGCAAGGGAAAUGGAUUCAUCGCUACAUCGAGAGGAACAGCGUUGAGUCGAAUGUUAUUCUUGCAACGGCGAUCAUCGACAUGUACUCCAAGUGCGGCGACAUCGACGGUGCGCGACGAGCUUUUGCAUCCGUCCCGCGUAAGGACAAGGGACUUUCUUGUUGGAACUCGAUGGUUUUAGGAUUCGCAACCAACGGUUGCGAAUCCGAAGCUUUCGACCUGUUUUCAGACCUCGAGUCCUGUUUUCAACCGGACAGCGUAAGCUUCGUCGCUGUCCUAACAGCUUCAAACCACGCAGGCCGUGUCGAUAAAGCGAAGGCGUAUUUUUGUUUAAUGACAGAAACGUAUAAAAUCGAGCCAACGAUUCAACAUUACGGGUGUAUGGUCGACGCGUUAGGCAGGGCGGGUUUGAUUCGAGAAGCAGAGGAGUUUGUUCGAGCAAUGCCGGUGAUCCCCGACGAGGCAGUUUGGGGAUCGUUAUUAUCCGCAGCCUGCAAGAGCCAUGAAAACAUCGAUGUCGCCGAAUGGGCUGCGCAGAAUUUGAUUCGAUUGAAUCCCGACGAAACGAGCGCUCAUGUCCUGAUUUCGAGAGCGCACACGUUGUCGGGAGAUUUCGAAACGGCGUUGCGGAAAAGGAUGACGAUGGAGCGCGCAAAGAAACAGCCCGGAUGUAGCCUGAUCGAAGUGAACGGCGAAGUCCACGAGUUUGUAUCCGGGGGAAUCGUAUCGCCGGAAAAUAAGGGCAAAAUCGAUACAAUAUAUUUUUAGUUACAAUUAAAAUUCGUCGACUCAAAAACGCUAUACGACACGACUAAACGCAUCCGCCGGGCCUCUUUAUCCCAUAAGAAACUCCGAGAACAUUCGAGCAUUGAGCCGCGGCCUUGCCUCGCCCGCGGUAGGAUAAGUCGAUAUCGAUCAGCUUCACAUUCUUACACGGCCGCGAUUUACUACACUUCAAAUUCACGGCUACUUCGCUGCUCGACGUCCCUCGAAUGUUCUGGAACGUUACAUUUUCGAGCUGGACGAGCGAAUUUCCCUGUAGUAAAACUUUAAGUUUUUACGUGAAACAGUCAUUUAAUGUCAUUUAAUACCGAGAAAGAGGCAAGAAGUCGUACUUGCGGGCAAGAUUUACUCGGACAAUACUGCUGGUCGAUCAUAAUCGGGUUUCGGACAUUUUGCAUGACGAUGUUGUCGUAAAAGAUGUUCGAAGCUUGCGACGGGGAAGACGGCGCCCAAGUCUUGAUCCGAAGGCCGUUGUCGGUACCGAUUAGAGUCGAAUUUGUGAUACGAAUUUUGUCGACGUAAUCAUGGUCGUGGCCGCGGCCGAGGCUCCCGAUGCUAAUGCCGUGGCCAGGCCCACAGGUGACGCCGGAAAUGUCGACGUCGCGGCUGCCGGAAAUUAAGGCGAUGCAGUCAUCGCCGGUGCCAAUGUAGGCGCCGGAGAUGACAAUGUGGCUCGACACGCCGACGGUUAUCCCGUCGGUGUUGGGGCUCUCGCUCGGAGCUGUUAUAGACACUUUGGUGAUGACGACGUUGGAGCAUCCGAAGAGAUGCAUGUGUGUGCUCUUGCUGUCCGCCGAUCGGAGAUGGUGAACUCUCGAAUUCGUCACAUAAUCGAGCCUCAACGACUGUAUAUAUAACACAAAAGUAGAUCGAAUAAAUCGAUUUAAGGCGGUCGCGCAAAAAUAAAUCAUAGGCCCGGUAAUAAAUAAAUAACUUUUUUUUU
Molecule: messenger RNA, 2586 nt
Organism: Andrographis paniculata
Lineage: Eukaryota; Viridiplantae; Streptophyta; Magnoliopsida; Lamiales; Acanthaceae
Product: pentatricopeptide repeat-containing protein At2g42920, chloroplastic
Exons: 1
Coding region: 141-1628 (495 amino acids)
Biological process (GO): RNA modification
Molecular function (GO): protein binding; RNA binding
Source: RefSeq, a predicted model, not a curated record